GGGCUGCUGCUUUCUUUGCAAGGCGCGAACAUGGCGGGUGGGGGUGCUGCUGCCGCCGCCGCCUUGGCGUUCCGCGCCGCCCGUGCCUUGGCUCUGCGGAGCGGCCCGCGCUCGGCUUCCACGGCGGCCCCGGAGCCAGAGCCGGCCCCGGAGCCCCCCGCCGCUUCCCCCUCACUGGCCGCCUCCGAGGCCGAGCCUCCCCUCCGGUCCCGUCCCUCUUCGCUCCCGCCGCCGCCCGCCGUAGACUUCGAGGACACCCGCGAAGCUUUCCGGAGCAAAAGCAGCGGCGAGUUGGCCCGAGGGUUCCUGGUCCUGGGCCUCUGCUCUAUCGGGCCCCUGGUCGACCACGCCGACAAGCUGAUGCAUCUCAGCCAGAAGCUGCUGAGCCGAGGCCUCUUUGAAAAACUGAUGAAGCUGACCUUCUAUGGGCAGUUUGUGGCCGGCGAGGACCAAGAAGCCAUCAAGCCCCUCAUCCAGCACAACCGGGCCCACGGUGUGGGCUCAAUCCUGGACUACAGCGUGGAAGAGGACCUGACCACGGAGGAGGCCGAGAAGAAGGAACUUGACUCCUGUACCUCUGCGUUUGAGAAGGAAACAGGCAAGCAGAGAGAGAAACGGUACAGCGUCCAUCGCAAGUUUGGCGACCGACGGGAUGGUGUCAUCAGUGCCCGCACUUAUUUCUAUGCUGACGAAGCCAAAUGUGACCGGCACAUGGAUACCUUCUUGAAAUGUAUCGAGGCUUCAGGUGGUAGCUCAGAAGAUGGGUUCUCCGCCAUUAAACUAACAGCGUUGGGAAGACCACAGUUCUUGCUGCAGUUCUCGGAGGUGUUGGUGAAAUGGCGGCGGUUCUUCCACCAGCUGGCUGCCGAACAGGGCAAGGUGGGCCUGGCAGCCCUGGAGACCAAGCUGGAGGUGGAGAUGCUCCAGGAGGCCUUGGCCAAGCUGGGGAUUGCCACCCGAGCUGAGAGCCAGCACUGGUUCACGGGCGAGAAACUGGGUGGAUCUGGAACGGUGGAUUUGCUGGACUGGAACAGUUUGAUUGAUGCCCGGACUGAGAUCUCCAAACUCCUCCUCAUCCCCAACAUGAAGACAGGGCAGCUGGAGCCCUUACUUUCUCGCUUCACCGAAGAGGAGGAGAUGCAGAUGAAGCGCAUGCUGCAGCGCAUGGAUGUACUAGCCAAGAAAGCUGUGGAGACAGGUGUGAGGCUCAUGGUGGAUGCAGAACAGAGCUAUUUCCAACCAGCUAUCAGCCGCCUUGCCUUGGAGAUGCAGCGGAAGUUCAACCAGGAGAAACCGUCCGUCUUCAACACAUACCAAUGCUACCUGAAGGAUGCUUAUGACAAUGUGACAGUGGACGUAGAGCUCUCGCGCCGGGAAGGUUGGCACUUUGGGGCCAAGUUGGUGAGGGGGGCUUACAUGGAGCAAGAGCGGAGCCGGGCUGCCGAAGUGGGCUACCCAGAUCCCAUCAAUGCCACCUACGAGCAGACCAGCGAGAUGUACCACAGAUGCCUGGACUACAUCCUGGAGGAGAUCCGACACAACCGGAAGGCUAAUGUGAUGGUAGCCUCUCACAACAAAGACACUGUCAAGUUCACACUUCGCAGGAUGGCAGACCUGGGCAUCCAUCCCUCGGAGAACAAGAUCUACUUUGGGCAACUCCUGGGCAUGUGUGAUCAGAUCACCUUCCCUCUCGGUCAAGCUGGAUUCCCAGUGUACAAAUACGUGCCCUAUGGCCCAGUCCAGGAAGUGCUGCCCUACUUGUCCCGGCGAGCCCAGGAAAACCGAGGCUUCAUGGCCAGGGCCCAAGAGGAGCAGGGGCUCCUUUGGAUCGAGCUGAAGCGACGCUUGCUCGCCGGUUCCCUUCUCUCAGCUCCGAGCCCCCCGUAAGACCUAUGCUUUUCAAACCAGGUCAAAAAGUCCGUGCAAACAUCGCAACCAGACAGGAGGCGAAAGCUGGAGGUCUGGAUCGCCUUCAUGUCACUAAAGGGACAACUUUCCUCUUAUGAGCCUUGGUCCUUUGCAUGCCAGGGGUUGCAGACACGUGACCCAUUGUCCCCCUCACAGAGUAGUUGGUGAUGCCCUGGACCCUGUCGCUGUCUCACCCAUUGGCAGCUUGUCCCACUUUCCACCCCAUUUCUGUGCAUAUAGGAAUAACUUAAGUGCUUUUGCUCUCCGCUGCCAGAAUUGUUGGAGGUUUGUCUGCAUCAAGGGUGGAGAUGACUCCUGGAAUAAAAAUGUAUCUAACCA
This is a messenger RNA of Sceloporus undulatus (fence lizard), 2247 nucleotides long. Its product is annotated as proline dehydrogenase 1, mitochondrial-like. The record is from RefSeq and is a predicted model, not a curated record. The coding region runs from base 31 to 1887 and encodes 618 amino acids. Lineage: Eukaryota; Metazoa; Chordata; Lepidosauria; Squamata; Phrynosomatidae. Gene Ontology annotation, molecular function: FAD binding; proline dehydrogenase activity. Gene Ontology annotation, cellular component: mitochondrion. The transcript has 14 exons.